Molecule: messenger RNA, 1161 nt
Organism: Salvelinus sp. IW2-2015
Lineage: Eukaryota; Metazoa; Chordata; Actinopteri; Salmoniformes; Salmonidae
Product: cornifelin homolog B
Source: RefSeq, a predicted model, not a curated record
AGACAUUCCUUCUUUCUCUGUCCUACAAUAAAGCAUACCACACUUCCUAACUGGGUUUCAGUCACUCAGCCUCCCACUUCACACUCCUCUUCUCUGAAGCUAACUCAGACACCUCCACCAUGUCAAAUAAGAUGGUAAUUCAGCAGCCCAAUCACUUUGUUCAGGCCGUCACAUCAAACCAAUGGAGCUCCGAAAUCUGUGACUGCACCCAGGAUAUGUCUUCGUGUUGCUUUGCGUUCUGGUGCUUCCCCUGUUUUUCAUGUGUAACAGCGAGAGAGGCUGGGGAGUGUCUGUGUCUGCCUCUGCUAGACGGUUUCGGCGCCAUCCCCCCAGCCACCAUGUCCAUGAGGGUGGGCAUGCGCCAGCGCUACGGCAUCGAGGGCACCAUGUGUAAUGACUGUGUCUAUUCCUUCUUCUGCGGGCCCUGCACCUGGUGUCAAAUGUCACGAGAGAUGAAGAACCGCCUCCAACCCAUCACUCUCAUCAAUGCACACACAAGAUAAGGAAAGACCUCGCUCUUUCUCAUACUCCUCAUCACUGUCGCGUAGAGUAGGCCAGAAGGCAAACUGAAAAACCUCACCUCUAUCAAAACAAAGGAUGAUGGAGCUGCUAAAGUACUUCUGUGCAAGGGUGUUUAUUUACAUAAUGAAUAUGGAAGAAAAACAACAGUACUGCCAUCAAAAGUAUAAGACAGCUUAAAAAUAUAUAAUUACAUUUUAAAUUAUUUAAUUGAUAAUAAAUAUAUUGGUGCCCCAUCAACAGCUCAAUCCAAUGUGCCCCCCCUUAAACUGAAAGAGAGGCAGCUUUUGUAGGGGAAGCCCCUCACAUCAGAACCUACCAAACACGAAGUAAUUAAGCAAUUACCAUCAUCAAAGCCUACAUUUUCCACUCAGCGAAACAUCAUGAAUUAUAUACAUUGCACAUUUGCAAUCCGUUUCUCAUGAUACAAUAUAACACAUUUACAAAAUCACAUUACUACUGACAUGGUGUCUUCCAUUCGGAACAGGCACUACGAAGCCAGUCCUAUUGCCAUAGCUCCGGUCCUUAUCCCAGCAUACCCGGAAGCUACAGAGACGGAGAGAGAGGAAUAGAACCAAACAAAGAGCGCGCUCAUUCAUAACAUUGAUAAGUACAAUAAACGUUGUUUAACUUAAACAUGAA